This is a messenger RNA of Haemonchus placei, 1182 nucleotides long. Lineage: Eukaryota; Metazoa; Nematoda; Chromadorea; Rhabditida; Trichostrongylidae. The record is from the annotation of a GenBank genome assembly.
AUGCUUGCCAGUAUAAUGGUUCGCUUUUCUCCAUACACAUUGCAUUCCACACUUGUGCCAUCGCUUACCAAGCUGGGUAAUGCAGAUGAAAUUCCGUCGAUUAUUGAUAUCUCGUUAGACCGUUUGAGGACUGCCAGGCUCUAUUGUAACAGCGCCGAGUCCUACUGGUACCACUUAUCUGACUCGGCGUACUCGAUAGGACGCAUCGCCUAUCGUAUCGUCAUUGCGCGAGAGCACGACUUUUUGAUGCAGACCGAACAAUGGGUCACAAUGGCGGUGAAGAGCUUGAGACCUUUCAUUAUGAUACUCGCCAGUAUCUUCUUCAUACUUCUCACGAUCUCACUGACAAAGCCAUCAAGAUUCAACGAAGUGGGAGUGCAACGGAUAGGGCGAGCUUUCAGCCUUGAUCACAUCAUGGGAGGGCUCCCGAGUGAGUACCGGCCAACCAAGGUUGCUGAGGCCUUUGAUACUUGGCACAGCUGCCUCAGUGAAGCUCUGACUCCCAUAAUGAAUGACUCAAAACAGCUGUGGGGGACGUUCCGUGAUUCUGUCAAUCGCUGUUACACAUCAUCUCCAAUGAAAAAUAUCGUCCUGACGGGUGUUUCCAACAAAGACGAAAUCAAAUUUCACGUUUUCAACAAGACCGAUGAUACGCCAUCAGUCGUCAUUACACUGGGUAUUGGCUGGGAUGUACAGGCUGAGAAGAAGUUGAAGGAACAGUUACCAAAUGGUUCGCAAUUCUACGGCGCUGAUCCAAUCUACGAGCAGAACGAUAAACUCUACUCUGAAAUUGGACAGUAUUUCCCGCUGGCCGUUGGGCAUUAUGUAUUCCGAACCAUGGUACACAUCGAUGUUAUAACGUUCCUGACCAAACUGACGCAAACACGAUUCAUUGAUCAGUUCCUUAUGGACAACGAAGGUCCAGAAUAUGAUCUGUUACCAAUGAUGGGGGUUGGACGCGAGUUCGACCAGAACGGCAUCAUUGUUUGUCAAAUCAAUGCUGAGAUUCAUCACGGUCACACCGACUAUCAGGAGCGAUUUGCUGCUGUCCUACAACAAUUACUCUCAGAUCGUCGCUAUGCAAUCUUCAAAGUAGUCACUACAACACAUCAUCGAACGUUCCUUCUUAAUUUCGAACAUCGAGAAUGCAUUGAAAAAUACAUUCUACAGUAUUUUAGGUAG